UCGCCGUAGGCCAGACCAUAGUUAGCAGGUACAGCUGGACAUUUCGUCGAACACCUGUGCGAUCGCUGCCCUGCGGAAGAAAAUAAGCGAAGGAAAAGAUGAUGAAAAUGAAGGAAGACGAUCUGUUUCCGGCGACGCCGGGGAAGGUCAAGAUGGAUCGGGCGCUCACCAUCAACCGACAGUUCCACCGGUGCUUCGCCUCGUCAGGCACAAUGUUCGUGUGGGCUCUCUUCUUGAUCGCGCUCACGGCGUCGUAUCUCAGCCUCCAGAGCUUCGUCGAUUCGUCGUCCCGGUACUUGCCGUCGUCCUGGGGCGGGAUGCAGUGGGAGAAGCAGAUCAGGGCGUCGGCGACCCCCCGCCGCCCCGGCGGCAAGUCCGUCCUCCUCACCGGAGCCGCCGGCUUUGUCGGCACGCACGUGUCGCUGGCCCUCCGCAAGCGCGGCGACGGCGUCGUCGGGCUGGAUAACUUCAACAACUAUUACGACCCGUCGCUGAAGAAGGCGCGCAAGGCGGUGCUGGCCUCGCAUGGCGUGUUUGUGGUGGAGGGGGACAUUAACGACGUGCGCCUCCUCGCCAAGCUCUUCGACGCCGUGCCCUUCUCCCACGUGAUGCACCUUGCCGCCCAAGCUGGCGUGCGCUACGCCAUCGAGAACCCGGCGUCGUACGUGCAUAGCAACAUCGCUGGUCUCGUCACUUUGCUCGAGGCCUGUAAGUCCGCGGACCCGCAGCCGUCGAUCGUGUGGGCGUCGUCCUCGUCGGUGUACGGCCUCAACGAGAAGGUGCCGUUCUCAGAGUUGGACCGCACGGACAGUCCGGCUUCGCUCUACGCGGCCACCAAGAAGGCCGGCGAGGAGAUCACCCACACCUACAACCACAUCUACGGCCUCUCCAUCACCGGGCUCCGCUUCUUCACCGUCUACGGGCCAUGGGGCCGCCCCGACAUGGCCUAUUUCUCCUUCACCCGCAACAUCCUCAAUGGCAAGCCCAUCACCGUCUACAGCGGCAAGAACGGGGUCGACUUAGCCCGCGACUUCACCUACAUCGACGACAUCGUGAAGGGCUGCGUCGCCUCUCUCGACACCGCAGCCAAGAGCACCGGCAGCGGCGGCCGGAAGCAGGGUCCCGCUCAGUACCGCAUCUUCAACCUUGGCAACACCUCGCCGGUCACUGUGCCGGCUCUCGUACGCAUCCUGGAGCAGAACCUCAAGGUGAAGGCCAAGAUCCACGAGGUGGAGAUGCCCGGCAACGGCGACGUCCCCUUCACCCAUGCCAACAUCAGCUACGCUCGCGCCGAGCUCGGCUACAACCCGACGACCAACCUGGAAGCCGGCCUCAAGAAGUUCGUCAAGUGGUACCUCUCUUACUACGGCUUCAACCCAAGAACCAGCGCCAAAUCCUCCAAAAGCUUGUAAAGAUCCCACUUCUUUCUUCUUCCUCUUUUUUUCCAUCGUCUUACAUUGAAACUUAGCUUCCCAAAACCAUACUGGAUUCUUUGACGGAAACUGUUAAUUCUGCUUCUUAUCUGUUAAUUAAUCUUUGAUCGGCCACCGUCUCCGGCGACGGAGUAGAUAUGGUAUCAGUGCCAUUCUGGUAUA
This is a messenger RNA of Zingiber officinale, 1595 nucleotides long. Its product is annotated as UDP-glucuronate 4-epimerase 1-like. The transcript has a single exon. The coding region runs from base 99 to 1412 and encodes 437 amino acids. Lineage: Eukaryota; Viridiplantae; Streptophyta; Magnoliopsida; Zingiberales; Zingiberaceae. The record is from RefSeq and is a predicted model, not a curated record.